Malaclemys terrapin pileata is the source of this 1843-nucleotide messenger RNA. It is a transcript of the gene HOXA6, whose product is annotated as homeobox A6. Gene Ontology annotation, molecular function: DNA-binding transcription factor activity, RNA polymerase II-specific; RNA polymerase II cis-regulatory region sequence-specific DNA binding. Bases 1011 to 1706 code for a protein of 231 amino acids. The record is from RefSeq and is a predicted model, not a curated record. Gene Ontology annotation, biological process: anterior/posterior pattern specification; regulation of transcription by RNA polymerase II. Lineage: Eukaryota; Metazoa; Chordata; Testudines; Emydidae. The transcript is spliced from 2 exons. Gene Ontology annotation, cellular component: nucleus.
CCGGGAGCUCUGGAAACCUGUUCCAACCUCUGCCAGUGACUCCCUUUGAAAGACACAUCUAAAUAAAUAAAUAAAUAAAUAAACAAACAAACAAACCUAGGAGGCCACCAUUUCCUGUCCGAGCCAUAAUCUCCACUUUCAUUAUCUGAGUGUUCAUUAAUGCACGCGAUUCCCUUCAAUAAACAACGGAGAAUAUGGCUCAAUCCGAACACAAAGGCUGGAUUCUGAACUGGGGCGAAGAAGAUGCUUGGUGCUCAAGCUCGGGAGGGAAAUAUUCUUUGGGGGCUUUCAGUAUAUUUAGUUGAAUAAAAUUAUUUUCUUUGCACGGUUAAGAAAACAGAUAUUUGUUUACAAAGUCGGCCAGCUCAGAUGCCAUCGCUGAUUCAUUCCCCUUCCACAGAUUUUAAUUGCUCCAAAGUUUUCAGUUCUAACAUCAAUCAUUCUCUACCUUUCAUAUAGGAAUAUAGAAAGGACUGGGGUAGUCCAACCCCCCGGGGUGGGGAGCGAGGGGGAGGGGAGUUCGCUGUGUGAUGAUUUGCAUAUCUUCCAGAGUGGAGAUCCUAACUUUGGAGAGCUGCCCCUUUUUUUCCAGCUGCCACGGGGCACUGCCCCGGGGGCGCUCGCGGCCGCCGCUUGCCGCACUCUUUUACGCUUUGCAGUUUAUUUUUUUACAGUAACACCCUCUCGUCCUUCCCCUCCUCCCAACAUGUCCCACCUCCCACGUUCCCUCAGCCACGUUAAAGGUGGUGUGUGUGUGCGUGUUGCCAUCCAUCUGUCGGGUGUGCAGGCUCGGGGUUGUUUGUAACUUUGCUGGCUCGGUCGCUGCGGGUCCCAGGGGAGCGGGCUCCACGUUGCUCUCCCAUUGGCCGCCGAGCCGUCAGCUGGUGCUAUUUGCUGCUGUCGCUUUUGGCGCUCGGCCAUCCAGAAACAAACCAGUUCGAUGACUACUAAUAGUUAUAGCCAGAUGUACUAAUACACAACAAAUCACAGUCCUGGAGAGGGGAGAGCAAAUGAGUUCCUAUUUUGUGAAUCCCACUUUCCCUGGGAGCCUGCCUAAUGGCCAGGACUCUUUCCUCGGGCAAAUCCCCCUUUAUCCAGCUGGCUAUGAUGCUCUGAGGCAUUUCCCAGCUUCUUAUGGGGCAACAAGCCUGCAGGACAAGACCUACACCUCACCUUGUUUUUACCAACAGUCCAACACGGUCAUUACUUGCAAUCGGGCAUCCUAUGAGUAUGGAGCCUCGUGUUUUUAUUCUGACAAGGACAUAAGUAGCGCCUCUCCCUCCGGCAGUGGCAAGCAGAGGGGACACGGGGACUAUCUGCACUUUUCUCCUGAUCAACCAUACAAAUCCGACAGUGUGCAAAGCAAAAUUUUAAAUGAGGAAGGCAGCGACCGGAAGUACACGAGCCCUGUUUAUCCCUGGAUGCAGCGGAUGAACUCCUGCGCUGGUACAGUGUAUGGAACACAUGGGAGACGGGGGAGGCAAACUUACACCAGAUACCAAACGCUAGAGUUAGAAAAGGAAUUUCAUUUUAACAGAUACUUAACCAGAAGACGACGGAUUGAGAUUGCAAACGCUCUCUGCCUUACUGAACGACAAAUUAAAAUAUGGUUUCAAAACAGGCGAAUGAAAUGGAAAAAGGAAAACAAACUCAUACAUUCCACACAGCCCAGCGGCGAAGAAACAGAGGAAAAGUCAGGGGAGUAGAAUAAUGCUUAAUAAAAGUUUCCAGGCCUUUUCCUUUUUAGCAUUUUUUUCUUGUGUUCCUUCUGCUACUAAAAUCCUAUAGGUUUUUCACAGUCUGUUGACUCCCAAAGGCUUGAUUAAAAUAUAUACAUUUUCAA